Bicyclus anynana (squinting bush brown) is the source of this 3641-nucleotide messenger RNA. RefSeq names its product SET domain-containing protein SmydA-8. Gene Ontology annotation, molecular function: protein binding. The record is from RefSeq and is a predicted model, not a curated record. NCBI's taxonomy places the organism in Eukaryota, Metazoa, Arthropoda, Insecta, Lepidoptera, Nymphalidae. The transcript has 3 exons. Bases 80 to 1705 code for a protein of 541 amino acids.
ACUCGCGGCUCGCGCACGUCCAUCGGAGUCGGACCCGGCUAAUUAUUAUCGGGAAGAGCGCGAGAAGUUUUGGCGAUGUAUGUAUAUUCGGCCAGUACCCCAGUUAGUGUUAUCAAACUCGGUGAUGUGUAUAAUCGCAGUGAGCGCUCAGUGCAGCACCGGCACCGGUCGAGUUGCGAGCGACAGGAUGACGUCCAUAGAGCAAUUGUCGCAAAUGGUCACACGGCAUCUCGGUCUUGACGCUUUCUCUGACGAACUUCAAUAUACGACGAAAUGGACAAUAUUUGAAUCGCCGCUCGGAGGUCGUGGCCUCGUAGCCACUGAAGAUAUAAAAACCGGUGAUGUGUUAUUUGUUGAUCACCCACUCGUCUACGGGCCUCGAUGCAGAGCAAUCGUACAACGUGGCUGCACCGUCUGUAGGAAAAUUCAUAGCGAUACAUUAUUCAAAUGUUCACGCUGUGCAUUGUUAUUAUGUUCGGAACAGUGUCAAAACAGUGAUGUACAUUUUAGUGACUGCAGUAUAAUUUCCUGUUGGCCUAACAAAGUGCCCAUUGAGGAUGUUGAUGACGCACUAUUGUCCCGCGCGCUAACUUCGAUACGAGCGAUGUUAUUAAACGAAGAGCAAAGAAAUCUGCUAACGUCCCUUCAAGCACAUGUUCUGCCACAGCAUGGGAGCGAAAUAAGGAAAUUAAAAGAAUACUUUGAUAUCCCUAUACAAGUGGAACAAUUUCUGACUCUCGUCGCAUGCAUUCUGGAUGCUAACGCAUUUCAAAUUGGUACUCUGUAUGGGAAAAAGGAGCUGAGUCUGCAUGGUCUUUACCCCGUUUCGGCUAUAAUGAACCACAAUUGUGUAUCAAACACGAGGUAUAGUUUCAACACUGACUCGCAAAUGACUGUAAAAGCUGUAAAACCAAUACAAGCCGGUUCUGAAAUAUUCACGUGUUACACCGGAAUGUUAUGGGGCACGCCGUCUAGAAGACUCCACCUUUACAGCACUAAGCAUUUUCUAUGCACAUGUGACCGCUGUGCCGAUCCUACCGAACGUGGCACUCUCCUGGCAGCUCUCAAAUGUUUCUCUAGUGAAUGUCUAGGAUCUUUGUUACCUCUGCAACCAUUGAAAACCAAUACAGCAUGGAAAUGUCUCGACUGCGGUCUCAGAGUUCCGCAUAAUAACAUUUGCACUAUACAAGGUGCACUUGGAAGCCUCGUCGGUAGUUUAGACUUUGACAAUGUUCUUGCGUUAGAAAAUUAUCUUUUGAACAGGAUCACAAAAUAUGUCCCAAAGACCAAUCAGGUCGUUGUUGAUCUUCAAUGCCGACUUAUUUGGGAAAUCGGAGAAGCCGAAGGAUUUCGAUGGCACGAGCUGGCGGCUCCCCGGCUGGCGCUGGCGGAGCGCCUGUGCCGCGGCACGCUGCGCACGCUGGCGGCGCUGGGCGCGGGCGAAGCGCUGCUGCGGGGCCUGCUGCUGUAUCACCUGCACGCCGCGCUGGCGGAGCGCGCGCGCCGCGAACCGCACCUGUAUGAGGAGCUGAAGUCAGAAAUAGAGAAUACAAUUGAACAAGCGCACAACAUUCUCCAAGGUGACCAGGCUGCGCCCCCUGAUCUUGAUCUACGGCGACAGUACCUGGGUGCUGGAUGCGAUACGCCUCACGAGGAGAGGUUCUUUUUUCUACACGCUAACGAUGCACCUGGCCACUCAAAGUAAAGGCUGAAAAUAAAUGAACUUUGUUGUUAAUAACUAGGUAUAGGGUAAGCAGGGGGAGUGGCGUUCACAAAAACACUAUAUAUUUUUAAAUUUUACUUACAAAAUUAAUAAUAUUAAAAAUGAUUUAGGUUUGAGUAUACCCUGGUUCUGGAAACCUAAUGUUGUUAUAGGCUUCAUCACCGUCAUUAUUUCAUCAUGACUGUUGUCGUCACAAAGGUGUUAUUUAUUUUCAUUUUCUGAAUCUAUUUCUUGCAUAACUUUCGUUUCAUAUUUUCAUAUUUUUGAUUUUGAUUUUCAUAUCAUUUUUCUGGGCAUAUCUUUAAUAAAAUAUAUACAAGAUACGCGCGAAAAACAUAACUUCUUGUAGUCGGGUAAAAAUGUAGUGUAAAUGCCCUUAGGUGAGCGGCUUAACCCCAAACAGUCGUUUUGCAUUUAAUUUGAAAUUUAAAAACUUUCAUAAACAAUUAACAACUGUUUAGGUAGGUACAUACAUGUGUCAUAAAACAAAACAGGUUUGUACUUUCUGUCAAUUAACCAAGGAUUAAAAGUCUGGACUAACCAACGAACAGGCCGAAUCGAAAAUUAGAUCAGCCCCGUACAAACAAGUGCACUUCAUUCUUCACGAUCGCAUGCCAUGAGCGUGUAUCUGCCUAUUACAUAUAUUAUCCUGAUUCACGGGACGCGGCGUAUUGCUAUGUUCCAUUUUUUACACAAGAUAAAGAAGUGAGCGCCAAUACCCAGUGAGCGUUAUUGCCCCUAAUUAAUUAAGAAGGUAUUUUUCCCGUAAUAAAUAAUUCCUUUACUUUAGGAGGAAAAAUAACUCUGUAGGAAGGUUUAAAUUUUUUCUUAUUGUAAGAGGAUCCUAUGAGCUCCUAUACAUUUUUUAAAUAUUCAGUAGGUGCGAUGCCAAAACCUAAAACGGGCCUCUUUAUGGUGCUCGUAUUUCAUAGUUUAGGUUAAGUUAGGUUUUAAAAUAGGUUUAGAGUUGAUCAUUUUGUAAGGUAUGUUUGAAACUUGAUAUCGUUAAAUGUUAGAGAAGUGGUGCCACCAGUCUAGUAUGUACCCACACAUUUGUUUAAUAGGUGCCAAAAGAAUAAUAUGUGUAUGAAUCUGAAUUACAGAGAAUAGACCCUCUCAAAAAAGAGAACUACAUACAUAUGCAUGGAGUUUAUAAGGAAACGGGAUAUGGCGAAGCAACAAGUUGAGGUUGUAUCGUGUUCAGAUUACGUUUAUUUUGUAUUUAUGUUGGUUUUAUUCCACUAAUUAUUGGUUAUUGAUUUUGUCAUGAAUAUCGAAAUUUAUCGGAUCGUCUAGCCAGUUGCCUCGUUUCUUUACCGAGUCUACGUUCCCGAGAUUUUGAGAUUUGUAGGUAAAACACAUUCCAUAAACUUAAUUUCGUUCCUAUUUCUAAGGCUCUAUACAUAAAUAAUUCUGCCCCAAUAUCCGCAUUUCGCAUUUUUAAUAAUAUUUACCUUUUUUAUAUUUUUUAAUAACAGUGAUUUGACUUUUUGAAUGUGACCAUUGUGAUAAGAGCAAUGAGUGGCAAUGAGCAAGUUGAUUAGGAGUGGGCACGAUAAUAGUCUAGCGGGCGGCCGGCGGGGAUCGAACCCAUGAUCUUUCGGCUCUUUUACCGUGUAGCUGCUAAGGCUUAAAACUAAGUACUUCCUCUUCUCCAUGUCUGUAAUUAUUACUUGUAACAUUUGUGAUUGUAGCGAGCGACGUGCUCGCUUUUCGCACGGAUGCAUCUAUUAAUUUAGCACUUAACCCUAAUCUAAUGGAUCUUUAGGGAGGAUCAUAGCUGGCGUACAAUAAGCCAACCACUGUCAACAAACUCAUUUAGUCUAAAAGUGAUCAAAUAAUAAGAUUCAUGCUGAAAGUAUUAUAGGUAUAGUAUAGAAAUAAUAGCACAUUAAAUUUUUUCGUACUAUUUAAAUAA